This is a messenger RNA of Lactuca virosa, 1628 nucleotides long. NCBI's taxonomy places the organism in Eukaryota, Viridiplantae, Streptophyta, Magnoliopsida, Asterales, Asteraceae. The record is from the annotation of a GenBank genome assembly.
AUGUGUUCAACGGCAGGGAUAAUGGCAAUGGAUCUUGAUCUUAAGUUUACCAGCUGUGGAAGAAUGAUAAUAGACAUGGAAGGCGACCUAAGAAAGACUCAGCAAAUCUUGGGCAUCCACGUUUCGUUUCCUCAUCAAAUUACAUGGCAAGAUGACGUGUAUCAAUUUCAUUGGCUAAAACACGUAUCCCCGUCCACGGUAUCAAACAUAAGAAGGGGUUUUUCUACUCUGCGCCCGCAAGCUAGCUCAAAUUUAAAUCUCGUUGAUGCAUUCUACGGAUCAUCAUCACCUGUUCUUCAGCUCACUCCUUCUAAUUUCAAGUCUAAGGUUGUAAAUUCAAACAGUGUUGUACUAGUCGAGUUCUUUGCACCAUGGUGUGGCCACUGUCAAGCUUUAACACCAAUAUGGGAAAAAGCAGCUUCUGUCUUAAAAGGUGUAGCAACUGUUGCAGCCAUUGAUGCUGAUGCAAACCCAACUAUUGCUCAGGAAUAUGGUAUCAAAGGGUUUCCAACUAUCAAAGUCUUUGUCCCUGGAAAACCUCCUGUUGAUUACCAAGGAGCUAGAGAAGCAAAACCAAUCGCAGAAUUUGCACUCAAACAAGUGAAGGCACUCCUUAAAGACAGAUUAAGUGGAAAAACUACAACUACUGAAUCAAAUCUUUGGGUGGUUGAAUUCUUUGCACCUUGGUGUGGACACUGUAAAAAGCUUGCACCUGAAUGGAAGAAGGCUGCAAAGAAUUUACAAGGAAAGGUGAAGCUUGGACAUGUGAACUGUGAUGACGAAAAGUCUUUAAUGAGCAGGUUUAAGGUACAAGGGUUCCCAACUAUAUUAGUAUUUGGUGCAGAUAAAGAGAGUCCAAUCACAUAUGAAGGAGCAAGAACUGCAUCUGCAAUUGAAUCAUUUGCCCUUGUUCAGCUAGAAACAAAUGUUGCUCCUCCUGAAGUGACCGAGUUGACUAGCUCAGAUGUGAUGGAAGAGAAAUGUGGUUCGGCUGCUAUCUGUUUUGUUUCCUUCCUCCCUGAUAUUUUGGACUCUAAGGCUGAGGGAAGGAAUAAGUAUAUAGAGAUGCUUCUAUCAGUUGCUGAAAAGUUCAAAAGGAGUCCUUACAGCUACGUAUGGGCCGCGGCAGGUAAACAAGCAGAACUUGAGAAGCACGUAGGCGUUGGUGGCUACGGGUAUCCGGCUUUGGUAGCUUUAAACAUUAAAAAAGGCGCAUAUGCACCACUUAGAAGUGCAUUUGAAAAGGACCAAAUUAUUGAGUUUGUGAAAAUGGCGGGACUUGGUGGGAAAGGUAACCUUCCAUUAGAAGGGACACCUGUGGUUGUGAAAAUGGAACCAUGGGAUGGGAAAGAUAGGGAGAUUAUUGAAGAGGAUGAGUUUUCACUUGAAGAACUUAUGGGUGGAGGAAGUGAUGAGAAAGAUGAGUUGUGAGUUUGAGUUGAAUGAAUUCGUGAUUGUGUUGGAGAAAAGAUUUUUGGGUUCGUUAUUCGAUGGUUGUGAGACAAUGGGCACCCUUGUAGUCGUCGUAAUUGUGGUGUAAUACUCGUGAUUUUAGAGUUAGUUGAUGUUUUGAUAAUGUCAUACGAGUAAAAGUUAUGAAAAGGUAAUUUGCGUAUUUUUACAAAUGC